Molecule: messenger RNA, 3445 nt
Organism: Limulus polyphemus (Atlantic horseshoe crab)
Lineage: Eukaryota; Metazoa; Arthropoda; Merostomata; Xiphosura; Limulidae
Product: nephrin-like
Exons: 12
Coding region: 397-2640 (747 amino acids)
Molecular function (GO): protein binding
Source: RefSeq, a predicted model, not a curated record
CUGCACGCUGUGUGGGAAGAAUUACGGAUUCGGAACCUUAAACAAAGUAGAAGAUUUCAUGGGUUAUGAUGAUAGUUUUAAACUACUUUGGACGAAAAACAAUUUUUUUGAGAGCAGAAAUUAACAAUUUGUUAAAAUAAAACAAUCGGAACAUAACAAAGAAAUAUAUCAAGAAAGACCUAUAGCAUACCUAAUUCAAACAAAGUGUGCUUUUGGUAUAGUUUAUUUGGAGUCCCAUGAAUCUUUUGCGCUCACUGAAUUGUAAUAAACUAUCUCACGUGCAUAUAGUGCGCGUUUGAGCUUUUAAACAAUGGACUAAAGCGUACGUAAUAGAAGUUAGUACAUAUCAUAAUAAACAUCCACGCAAGAAAGACAUUUGUGGUCCUGAGCAUCAAUAUGAUUCAUCAAUUACUCAGUGUUUAUCUGAUUAUCUGCCACUCUUCUGCACUUUCCUCUGGAAAAGAAGCGAGUACCACAGUAAAAGUUAACGGGAUCGUUGGCCAAGAAGUCGCAUUGCCUUGUAAUAUUUCACCUCCAACGUUAGACGAUGAAGUAGCCUUGGUACUAUGGUAUAAGGACGAGUCAUCGACACCAAUUUACAGCCUCGACGCUAGACGAGGUGUUGUAGGACACGGCAAGCACUCGUCAAGUGAUAAUUAUGCUACAAGGACUUACUUCAGUACAGUAUCGAAACCAGCUACCCUGCAAUUAACGGCCGUAACUGCAAAUGACGAAGGCAGUUAUACCUGUCGCGUAGACUUCAGGAAGGCAAGAACUAGAUAUUCUGAAAUCACGUUGACAAUUGUAGUACUCCCACGUAAACCAAGAAUUACUGAUGGAAAGGGUGAUCUAAUUCAUAAAGUUGCAGGUCCAUACAAUGAGGGAGAUCGUUUGGUAUUACUAUGUGAAAGUGAAGGAGGGAAUCCGCUGCCUUCCUUGACGUGGUGGAAGGAAUCUGAGCUCAUCGAUGAAUCGUAUGAAGUAACGCCACAGAAAAUAACAUUCAACCAGUUACAUGUUCCUCCUCUUCAUCGCAAUGACCUUAUGGUUGUUUUUACUUGUCGAGCUUCGAAUAACAAUAUAUCUCUUCCGAUAUCUUCCUCAGUUAAAAUCGACUUAAAUCUUAGGCCUGUUCAACUAGAGAUAGAUGGAGCCUAUGAACCCCUAAUUUCUGGAAGAUUAACCGAGUUGGAAUGUAGAACAUCAGGAUCGAGACCUCCAGCUGUAAUAACCUGGUGGAAAGAAAACAGAAAGCUCAAGCGCACAAAAAAUUGGACGACCCAUAAUGGGAAUAUCUCCAUCAGCACACUGACGUUCCAACCAUCUCUGGAAGAUAGUGGCAAAUACCUUUCUUGUCGGGCUGAGAAUCCGGAAAUAAAGGAAAGUGCGAUCGAAAACGGAUGGAAACUUGAAAUACACCACGUUCCAGUACUCUCCCUUCGUCUUGGUAGUAAAUUAAGACAUUCUCAUAUACAGGAAGGAUAUGAUGUAUAUUUUGAAUGUGAUAUCCUUGCGAAUCCAUGGGUGACAAAUAUUGUGUGGAAAUUCGAGAGGAAAGAGUUGAGUACAAAUACCUCUGCAGGUAUUAUAAUAAGUAACCAGUCUCUUGUACUGCAGAAGGUUCAUCGGUCCAUGAGAGGUCGCUAUACUUGUUCAGCAACAAACCCGCUUGGUAAUAGUGUGAGCAAUCCUUUCCAUUUAAAAAUUCAGUAUGCGCCAUUGUGCCGAACGGGACAGAAAUCGGUGUACGGAGCAGCGCGCCACGAGACUAUCAAAAUAUUUUGUGAUGUUGAAGCCGACCCAGGCGAUGUAAAGUUUUACUGGAGAUUUAACAACACUAAAGAAGUCUUAGACAUUACGACAUUUGAAAGUAAAGAAACAAGGAGCAAGGCUACGUUCUCACCUACAGGAGCUGCCGAUUACGGAAUGGUACUUUGCUGGGGAAAAAAUUCAAUUGGGACCCAAAAAAAACCCUGUUUAUUUCACCUCGUUCCUGCAGGCCCACCAAGUUCCGUUAGCAACUGUUCUCUUCAAAAUCAGACGGAGCAUUCAAUUGAAUUAGAAUGUUCUGAAGGCUACGACGGAGGACUGAGUCAGCACUUCGUAAUGGAGGUUCACGAUACUAAACUCCAUAAACUUAGGGCGAAUUUAACCUCACUAGAAAGCAGGUUCUAUGUAACAGGACUUCCGCCGGGAACAGAUUUUGUUGUUAUUAUCUACGCUGUGAAUGCUAAGGGAAGAAGCCAUGCUGUAAUACUACGAACAAGAACCUUGACUUUUCUUCUGAAACAGUCGCAGGAAGAAAGUUUAUGGCAGAUGACGUUCAGUCCAGUUUUGAUUGUUUUGGUAGCAGUUGUUGCCGGUUUGGUGUUAUUGGCGUGCCUAAUUGUUCUUGGUUUGAAAACUAGAUCGAAACUUCACCGCUCAAAAGAUACAAAAGCAGUGAAAGCUGACGCUUCCGACGAACAUGAAGUUGUUAACAAUAAGAAUAUUAAUGGUGUAGGUGAAACAUUUAAAGGAUGGGAGCCUGUUGAGAGCGAAAAGCAUCCAGCUUCAGUGCCUCUUCUUCUGCAAGUCCAGACUUCCAGUCCUACUCUGUCUAAUCCAAGUGAAACAUCAGAAACGGCUCUGUAUGAGUAACGUUUCGGACGAAAAAAAUAGUCACAUGAAAUUGGUACGGGCUCCAGGCCUUUACAACGGUUCUUGAGGUUUCUUUCGUUUGGUGAUAAAGGUGCCUUUCGUUCAUGAGUGAUUGUGAGAGUCCAAACUUUGAAAUAUAUUUGCUAUACAAUUUCAAGUUAUUAUUAUUUUUUGUUCAUUUUAACUCAACAGACAUACAAAAAGUGCCAUGUAAUUGUAUCGCAUUUACAAGUUUCUAACAAAACCCUAAACAACAGACUUUUCAUAUCAUUUUAUGAUCAAAACCAAACUUACCUUAAUAUAGAAAAUGUCGUGUCAAACAGUUCUUAAAGUAUUUGUUUCUGUAAGAGUAAUUAUCAAAUAUUUAUAUGUUUUGUGUCCUCUUUAUGGGACUUGAGAAUACUGACGUAUAGACGCUAAAAGUUCAUAACAUAAAAUAACUUAUGUAGGUAGUGUGAAUGGAUGUUAUUUUCAACGAUUAAUGAGCUUUAACACGAGGUUAAAUGUACUUGAAAAUAGAUAAGUUGUUAUUACAAUACCGUAGACAAAAAGUAUGCUUAUUUGGUGAAUAUUAUUUUCUUCUCAGUGUGAAUGGAUGUUAUUUUCAACGAUUAAUGAGCUUUAACACGAGGUUAAAUGUACUUGAAAAUAGAUAAGUUGUUAUUACAAUACCGUAGACAAAAAGUAUGCUUAUUUGGUGAAUAUUAUUUUCUUCUCAUCUGAUUUUUGUUUUAAAUAUUUUUAAUUACGCGCUGUAACAUUCGUCGUCUUGUUAACGUUUUUGUUAUGUAAAUAUAAUUCCUCA